AUGUCGAUCGUUAGGCGCUGCCCCUUCGCUGACCUCUGGGUCGACCCAUUCGACGGCUUCUGCUCCAUCGUCCCAGCAUCCUGGGACUCCGACACUACCGGCAUUGCAAACGCUCGUGUGGACUGGAAGGAGACGCCGGAGGCGCACGUCUUCAAGGCUGACCUGCCCGGAGUGAAGAAGGAUGAGGUCAAGGUUGAGGUGGAAGACGGCAAUGUGCUCGUUGUCAGCGGCGAGCGCACCAAGGAGAAAGAAGACAAGAAAGAAAAGUGGCACCGCGUCGAGCGCAGCAGCGGCAAGUUCGUCAGGCGCUUCCAGCUGCCGGAGAACACCAAGAUGGAGGAGGUGAAUGCCGGGCUAGAGAACGGCGUCCUCACCGUGACCGUGCCCAAGGUUGAGGCCAAGAAGCCCGAGGUGAAGGCCAUCGAGAUCUCCGGCUAA
Molecule: messenger RNA, 438 nt
Organism: Lolium rigidum
Lineage: Eukaryota; Viridiplantae; Streptophyta; Magnoliopsida; Poales; Poaceae
Product: 16.9 kDa class I heat shock protein 1-like
Exons: 1
Coding region: 1-438 (145 amino acids)
Biological process (GO): protein complex oligomerization; response to salt stress; response to heat
Source: RefSeq, a predicted model, not a curated record